Messenger RNA from Penicillium soppii, 486 nucleotides. Its product is annotated as endosulfine family protein. The transcript is spliced from 3 exons. The record is from RefSeq and is a predicted model, not a curated record. Gene Ontology annotation, cellular component: cytoplasm. Gene Ontology annotation, molecular function: protein phosphatase inhibitor activity. Bases 1 to 486 code for a protein of 161 amino acids. NCBI's taxonomy places the organism in Eukaryota, Fungi, Ascomycota, Eurotiomycetes, Eurotiales, Aspergillaceae.
AUGAAUCCCCAUCAACAGAACAAAGUGGACAUCAACUCCCUUAGCCCAGAGGAGCAGCGCUUGCUGCGCCUCUAUGGCAAGAUGCCCACAAAGAAAGACGUCCUCCAGAACAAGCUCAAGGAACGUAAAUACUUCGACUCGGGCGAUUACGCCCUCAGCAAAGCCGGCAAAGCCUCCGACGUAGGCGUGACCAACGUCGGUUCCCGCCACCCACUCCCCGAAAACAUCCCACACCUUACCGCGACAUCGCCCAACGCCGGCAAUGGUAGUAUCAGCGCCCAAGGUGGACAGCAGAUCCCCGGCAGCAUCAGCAGCCACCCAGGUUCCAUCGGGUUCCAGAGUCGCUCACCCGUCAAAGACAACUUCCUGCAUCGCAAUUCCACUCUGAGUAGUGACGAUAAUGAGAAGGGAGAUAACGAGAAGGAAGAGGAGGAUCUCAGUGUUAGUCCCCCGCCUGCUCGGGAGGGUGUGCCCAUUCAACGGUGA